This is a messenger RNA of Anthostomella pinea, 894 nucleotides long. NCBI's taxonomy places the organism in Eukaryota, Fungi, Ascomycota, Sordariomycetes, Xylariales, Xylariaceae. The record is from the annotation of a GenBank genome assembly.
AUGCAUCAUUGGGGCAUGACGCGGCCAGUGUUCAAGUCGGUGCUGCUACUUGCAGCCGCCGUCUCGGGCGACGUGACAUUUGUCAGACCAGGGCCAGGCGUCCCUAACUCGACGGACACGACAACAUCCAACGCUGUUCACCCCCUGGGCACGUAUUUCCACAUCGCCUGGUCAGGAACGAAUCAGUCAAGGCUCGUCUCUGUAGUGCUAUUCCAAACCGACGGGCUUGAUUUGGAAUAUCCAUUUGAAUAUGUUGUUCAGACUCUUACCGGCGAGACCUCAUUCGACUGGACAGUCAGAACCGGCCAGAAUCUUUCCUUUUCGAAUUUGUUCCUCCUCAGCCUCUUCUACGACGGAGAGAACCGCCCAGCAGCCUUCAGCGAGACCUUCAACAUCACUGAUGUCUCCCCGGUCUUAAGUGCCUCUACCAGCUCCACGAGUUCCACGAGCUCCACGGGCUCCACGGGCUCUACGAGUUUCGCAAGUUCGACAAGUUCGACGAGCUCCAUUUCUGCGGCCAGUGCCGCAACUCCUAAAGCCUCCAGCACAGCGACUUCCGAUGACAGCAGCGCCAGCGGCUUACCUGUUGGUGUCAAAGCCGGCAUCAGCGUUGCCGUGCUUGUGGUAGCCCUACUUGGAAUCGCCGCUGGCGAGUUGUUCUUCAGACAUCGGGCGAACAAACAACAGCAUCCUGCUACACUGCCUGCCCCCGCACCGUUCCCUCGCGAGCAGAAACCGGAGGACCCCAUCCAGAAACACUAUCUUUAUGAGAUGGCCAACUCUUAUGAGAUGGACGCUCAUUAUGGGGGUCAACGCAUGCCACACGAGUUAGAUUCCGGCGCCCAGCACUCCUUGGUGCCACAGGAGCUCUACGGUGACUCGGCGAGACAAUGA